CACACACACACACACACAGUGUCCCUGGGUUUGUCAGCUCUAAUAAUAGGGAGGAUCGGGUUCUGGACGAUCAGUCGACUGCAGCUCGUCACAAUAACUGGAGGAGGAGGAGCUCAUUCUUUCUUUCUCCUCCGUCGCUCACUCACUCUUUCAUUCGCUUCUUUUCUCUUUGACAUGAUCUCCUUGAUCCGUAACUGGUGCUUUACUGGAACUUUUUAAACUUGUGUGAUAGUUUCCUCAAAGUCCUUGGUAAUGUUUUCAAGAUGUUUUUAAAUAGUUCUUUCUUUUGGCUGUUAUCAGAUAUUUGAAUUUAUUUAUCAGUAGCUGAGAGGAUUUGUCUGCAGUCGCUUUGCUCGGUCCUGUUCUGGGGUUCAGCUGAGACCCGAGGAGGUCCAUGCAGCGUUACCGCCACUAUGGCGCCUCCUACUCCUCCUCCUCUGCUCCUGUAGCGGAGGCCGAGGCCCAGGAGGAGGAGGACGAGGAGGAGGAGUAUGCUGAAGAGGAGGUGUGUGAGGAGGAGCAGCCGCUGUUAGAGGCGGGGGUGCAGGCCGUGGUCCAGGACACAGGAGGCGUUAAUGAGGAGGAGGUCCCACAGAGGAAGGGGGAGGUGACACCUGCUGUCUCUGAGACAGAGGCCAAGGUUCCACCAGUGGAGAGCAAGAAUGGAAAGAGGACGGAGGGAGGAGGAGACGCAGGAGGAGGAGGAGGAGGUCCUAAAUACUCCAUGUUCACCUGGUUUGUGGUCCUGGCUCUGCUUGGAGUGUGGAGCUCGGUGGCCGUGGUCUACUUCGACAUCGUGGACUACGACAGUGUCAUCGCCAGAGCUAAGGACUUUCAUAUGAACUUUUCUCAAGUUUUACAAGGUAAACUCACGGCUUACGACACAGACGGAGACGGAGACUUUGACGUGGAAGAUGCUAAAGUUCUGCUCGGACUGAAAGAGGCAGACAAAACUAAUGUGGGAGAUUCACCAGAGGAGAAAACAGUUUUAAAACCUGAAGACGUCAGCGAGCCUGAGGCUCCAGAGCUGCAGAGGGAGGAGCCAGCGGACGCCACGUCACCUGGAACCUCCACGCCUGAAGAGACUCCAUCAGUCUCUGGAUCUGAGGACGUGGAGUCUGAAAUCCAAGCUGCUGUCCCUCUUCCUCCUCUGGUGGAAGACGACUUCGUUCCAGACGAUCCUCGAGACAGCACACAUCCACAUGAGGAUGACGUCAUCACCAUCGACAGCACAGGAGUUUUGUUGGAGGAGACGCUGCCAGAGGAGAGUUCGGUGAAGUCUGGACAAUAUGUGACCAGCUCCAGACUCUCACAGGAAGCAGAACCGACGGAAGCAGAGAAACAUUCUGAGGAACGAGCGGAACCAGAACCUGAGAGAGAGAAGCUCAAAGAGACGGAGAACAUCCCAGAGGCUGAGGCUGAACACAAGCUCAAAGAAAAAGCGAAGAAGAAAAAACCCAAACUGUUGAACAAGUUUGAUAAAACUAUAAAAGCAGAGAUCGAUGCAGCAGAGAAGCUUCUGAAGAAGGGGAAGGCGGAGGAGGCGUUACGAGCCUUCGAGGCCCUGGUGCAGCAGUAUCCACAGAGUCCCCGCGCUCUCUAUGGAAAAGCUCAGGCGGAGGACGAGGUGGCCGAGAAGCUGCGCAGCAACGACAUGCUGCAAAGAGCCAUCAACAGCUACAGAGAGGCAGCCGAGCUCCCCGACGUGGCCCCGGACCUCCUGAAGGCUGCGCUGAAGAGACGAGCGGAGAGGCAGCAGUUCCUGGGACGGAUGCGAGGGUCUCUGGCGACUCUGGAGAAGUUGGUUCAGAUCUUUCCAGACGACGUCAGUCUGAAGAACGACCUGGGCGUUGCCCACCUGUUGCUAGGAGACAACAAGGGCGCCAAGAAGGUGUAUGAGGAGGUCCUGGAGGCUGCCCCCGGCAACGGCUUCGCUAAAGUUCACUACGGCUUCAUCCUGAAAUCUGAGAACAAGAUCGCAGAGAGUAUACCAUACCUGAAGGAGGGUCUGGAGUCAGGUGAACCAGGGACGGACGACGGGCGUUUUUAUUUCCACCUGGGAGACGCUCUGCAGAGAGCCGGAGACGACAGCGCGUAUGACUGGUACGAGCUGGGUCAUAAACGAGGUCACUUUGCUUCGGUGUGGCAGAGAUCUCUGUACAAUGUGAAGGGACUGAAGGCUCAGCCCUGGUGGACGCCAAAAGAGACCGGAUACACCGAUCUGGUCAAGACGUUGGAGAGGAACUGGAGGACGAUCAGGGACGAGGCUCUGGCUGUGAUGGAUCAAAACACUGGACUGUUCGUACCUGAGGAGGAAAACCUGCGAGAGAAAGGAGAGUGGGGCCAGUACACACUGUGGCAACAAGGGAAGAAAGAUGGAAAUUCAUGUCAGGGCGUCCAGAAGACCUGCUCACUGCUGGAGAGAUACACUGAAGCUACAGGCUGCAAGAGAGGACAGAUUAAGUUCUCCGUGAUGCAGCCAGGAACUCACGUGUGGCCUCACACUGGUCCCACUAACUGCAGACUGAGGAUGCACCUCGGCCUCGUCGUCCCCAAACAUGGCUGCAGGAUCCGCUGCACCAACCAGACCAGGGAGUGGGAGGAGGGUAAAGUCCUCAUCUUCGACGACUCCUUCGAGCACGAGGUUUGGCAGGACGCCGUCAGCUACCGCCUCAUCUUCAUCGUUGACGUCUGGCACCCGGAGUUAACGCAGCACCAGCGCCAGACUCUGAGUGCGAUCUAGGAGCAGGAAGCGGGCGUGAGCGCGGGCGGCCGACCCGCCGACCCGCCGACCCGCCGACGGAGCUCCGGUAAACACCAGAGUCCGCGAGGAGGCGGCCGACAGGCUGACGGGGUUUAGUGUUUUGCUUUGUUUGUGGAUAAACUACUAAAACUGCAGCAGACGAAGAACUGAAGGAUGGAAAAUAAAAAUCCAAAUGUUUCUGGGAAAUACUACUGACUUGACAACAUUUCACCCAAACCCACGUGAACACCUGCAGGACUUGGAACCAGGAAGUCCCACGAGGAAAUGUCCCUGUGAAUAUUCUGGAAGAUGUUUUCUAACCCUGGACACGUUUUGUAAGGUUGUGUCACUUUAAGUUGUUUGAAUUGUUCCCAAAGGCACAAACGUUACUGAGUUUCAAACCAGUGCUCUGGGUCACAUGUCAAGUUUAGUCGUUUGAUUUUGUGGUAAGAAAAAAAACACUAAAAUCUCUUCAUUACAUUAAAGAAGCUCAUAAACAUUUUAAUAAUGAUGCUGAUCUGUGAAAUGUCACGUGUUCAUUAACGAAGAGAGACGUCGUCGUUUUAGCUCGACCACUGUGCAUUUUUGUGUUCAUGCAGCUGGGUUUGAAUUUUCCCGUUUCCACAGUAACAAGGAAACGUGAGAUUCUAUAAAAGAGGAUUUAUAUUUAUAUAAAAAAUACAACCACCAAAA
Hippoglossus stenolepis (Pacific halibut) is the source of this 3436-nucleotide messenger RNA. RefSeq names its product un-named hu7910. The record is from RefSeq and is a predicted model, not a curated record. Gene Ontology annotation, molecular function: protein binding; peptidyl-aspartic acid 3-dioxygenase activity. Gene Ontology annotation, biological process: peptidyl-aspartic acid hydroxylation. The coding region runs from base 395 to 2743 and encodes 782 amino acids. Lineage: Eukaryota; Metazoa; Chordata; Actinopteri; Pleuronectiformes; Pleuronectidae. The transcript is spliced from 25 exons. Gene Ontology annotation, cellular component: endoplasmic reticulum; membrane.